GCGCAAAUACACGUUGCCUUGCAUCUUUACGGGGGAUGUUAGAAGAUUUUCUCUAAAAAAAAUAUUACAAACGCUGCUACACGUGACGAAAAUCACCACUCGUUGAUCCGUAAAGUGCCACUUCACGUAUUGGAUAAAAUGUCUGAUGCUAAUCGGUUAGUAUUUGCAGUUAUAGAGUUUUUAGAAAGUCAGGUACAAGUGGGGAAUCUUUCAUCUGAUGCCACGGAAAGCUUGGAAGUUGCUAUACAGUGUUUAGAGACGGCUUAUGGCUUGGAUACAAGUAAUGAAGAAAUUGCAAAUCAAUUAAAAACAGGCAAACCAUUAUUGGAAAUAUUCAAUGAAGCCACCAAAGUCAGUGAGGAAGGUGCUGCAGCAGCUGGUGGUGUUAGUAUGCAAUGUGAACCCACUCCUAGUCAAGAUAUAACACCUCAGCAAAGAGCUGAUGCAGAAAAGUUGAAAGUAGAAGGUAAUAAUUGUAUGAAAGCAGAAAAAUAUAAACAAGCAUUAGAGUAUUAUACUCAAGCCAUAUCAGUAGACUGUAUGAAUGCUGUAUAUUACUGUAAUAGAGCAGCUGCUUAUAGUAAAAUAGAAGAACACCAGGCAGCCAUUGAAGACUGUAAAAAAGCUUUAGUUAUCGAUCCAAAAUAUAGUAAAGCUUAUGGAAGAAUGGGUUUAGCAUUUACAAGUAUCAAUGAACAUGAAAAAGCGAGAGAUGCUUAUAAAAAAGCAAUUGAAUUAGAUCCAGACAAUGCUAGUUACAUAACAAAUUUGAAAAUUGCCGAGCAAAAACUAAGAGAAAUCAAUUUAGGGGGUGGUGGUGGAGGCAUUCCAGGUUUUGGUGGUUUUGGAGGUAUGGGGCCUGGUGGGAUGCCUGAUAUGGGUGCAUUACUUGGCAAUCCAGCCCUCAUGAAUAUGGCUUCCACAAUGAUGCAGAACCCAGAAAUGCAAAGGCUGAUGCAUGGAAUGCUGGGUAGUGCAAUGCAAGGAGGAGGUGCUGCUACAGCUAAUACUAGUAGUGGUGAAACUAACACAGAUCCAUCUGCCAGCAUGGCUACGCUUCUACAAGCUGGUCAGCAGUUGGCACAGCAAGUACAGACUACAAAUCCAGAUUUGGUAGACCAACUAAGGCAUCAGUUGUCAACACAGGGAGGAGGUGAAUCACAACAACCACCACCAGCACCCCCACAAGAUGAUUCUGGAAAGAAGUAAAUAUAACAAGAAAGAACUUACAUUUUCUAAAAUAUGAUAUUUACAAAUUCUGUAAAUAUAAAAUAAAUAAGAAAUGAAUCCUAUUCCACUCAGUAUGGUUCUACAAAAUGGGUUUCUAAUUCUUUUUGACCAUGUAACUUGACAUUUUUUUUUUUCCUGGAUGAAAACUACAAUAUAUGGCCAUGUGUUCCUUCCCCUAAAUCUUCCUGAAGCCAUGGCAACACAUUGUAAUGACCAAUCUAUAGUUUUUGAUCCUUGCUUGCUUUUCAUAUAAUUCUCAAUUAUGAUUAUGGUGGGCAGCCUUGAACUCAAAUAAAGAAAAAAAAUUUUUCUGCAUAAUACACCAACCACUCAGCUGCAAGUUGAUCAUGUGACAAUCAUGUGAUUUGGUCACCUGAUCAUACAACUAUUAUGUUAGUUAAUAUUAAUUACGACAAAGU
Messenger RNA from Saccoglossus kowalevskii, 1649 nucleotides. RefSeq names its product small glutamine-rich tetratricopeptide repeat-containing protein beta-like. Lineage: Eukaryota; Metazoa; Hemichordata; Enteropneusta; Harrimaniidae. Gene Ontology annotation, cellular component: membrane; TRC complex. Gene Ontology annotation, molecular function: molecular adaptor activity; protein binding. Gene Ontology annotation, biological process: post-translational protein targeting to endoplasmic reticulum membrane. The record is from RefSeq and is a predicted model, not a curated record.